Messenger RNA from Pelobates fuscus (common spadefoot toad), 2643 nucleotides. RefSeq names its product transmembrane protease serine 11G-like. The transcript has 12 exons. The record is from RefSeq and is a predicted model, not a curated record. Gene Ontology annotation, biological process: proteolysis. Lineage: Eukaryota; Metazoa; Chordata; Amphibia; Anura; Pelobatidae. The coding region runs from base 309 to 1616 and encodes 435 amino acids. Gene Ontology annotation, molecular function: serine-type endopeptidase activity.
UGAAGCUGAAUGUAUUACCAAUCUGAGCUUCCGGGAAAUAAAGAAAUUAGCAGAAAGAGAAGAUUUUAAUAAUUUAUUGGAAUUAACACUUUAAAUGUUCUUGGGUAGAAGAAGCUUCUCUGAAACCUUGUACGAAGCAAGAGGUAUCAUGAACAAGAUCAAGUCUUGUCAGACAAGUUUCCUGCAAACACCUUUCUCCAAGUCAUUGUCCUCCCUGUGCACUUAAAGUGCUCACUUGGACUACACAGAUAAUCAUAGCCCUAUAGAUGGUCUAAGGUGCACAGCAAGCGAUUAAACCAGGACAAAAGAUGCCUGAAACUGACCUAAAUAAGGACCUCCUUUCAGAACAUAAGGUCACAGUAGCCGUUAUCAGCUUGACCGUAUUUAUUAUUUUUGCUGCUGCUGUUUCCACAAUCAUUAUUAUUAUUGUAAACGGUGCAAAACCUGCGGCAUCAAGUGACAGCACUCAGUAUUUUAAUGGAUCUUUUAGAAUACUUAAUUUGAACUUCACCAGUGAUUAUAAACAGAGCAACAGCGCUGCUUUCAAGACCCUGGCUGACCAAAUCAAAGAUCUUCUUUCAUCAACCUUUAAAAAUUCAUCACUGAAGAAUCAGUUCAACAUGUCACAGAUCACCAGCUUAAGGGCUGGAAGUGUUGUACCAGAAUUUGUGUUGUUAUUUAACAAUCCUGAGAAUAACAGCUCAUCUGGUUUGGUCCAAAAGAUAUUUAAAGAAAACUUGGUUGCUUCAAAGACAAUAUUUGACAUAGAUGCAACCUCACUUCAACUAACAGAAAUCUCCAGUACUGCUGCACAGAGCAUCUUUUACAGUAAGCCACCAACGAGUUGUUCAUACACCACUAUAUUCUACAUUUUAACAGUAUGUGGCAUAGGAGGACCCACCAAAUCAUUAGCAAAAAUAGUAGGAGGAACAAAUGCUUCUCCAGGUGCCUGGCCUUGGCAAGCCAGUUUACAUUUGGGUGGAAUUCAUUCAUGUGGAGCCUCUCUGAUCAGUGAUACCUGGCUUGUUACUGCUGCUCACUGCUUUGAUUGGAACACUGAUGUGAAUGCAUGGACAGUUGUCUUGGGAACCAUUAAUUUAACCUCAGGAUCUGGGUUAAAGCUUGAAAAAAUUAUUAUUUAUGAAAAUUAUACCAGUACAACACAUGCAAAUGAUAUUGCAUUAAUUAAACUUUCCACUCCGGUCAACUUUACGCAGUAUAUUCGGCCAGUAUGUCUGCCUGACAAGUCUAAUAUUUUUGCAGACAGUAGCUCCUGUUAUGUCACUGGAUGGGGACAACUUAAAGAAGAAGGAACAUUUUCUUCAGUGCUACAGCAAGCUGAAGUGAAGAUCAUUAGUACUGCACAAUGUAGUAGUGCAGCGAUGUAUGGGAGUUAUAUAGGUCCAUCAAUGAUAUGUGCUGGAUAUGUCACUGGAGGCAUCGACACCUGUCAGGGAGACUCUGGAGGGCCUCUUGUUGAAACUCAGUCAGAUGGAUCUUGGUAUCUCACUGGAAUCGUUAGCUUUGGGAAAGGGUGUGCUGUUGCAAACAAGCCCACUGUCUAUUCCAGGGUUACUUAUCUGCGCAGUUGGAUCACGGCAGUGUCUGGCCUUUAACACACUACAGAGAUAAUGAAGAGGCAAUUGUGGUGAUAUGGAGUCCUGUCUUACUAAAAUAUGUAAAGAACCACCAUGAACUUUCAUAUGGUCAUCACGGGAUCUUUGGGAAAAACCUCAGGUCAUUACACAACAUGAUGCCAUUCUUUGUUGCCAUCUCGGAUUAUAUGUAUUCAUGCAUUCUCUCUGAAUCUUUUGAGGGAGAUAGUCAACAUUUGCAUAUAUCAAGAAUACACACGGCACUGAUCUCCAAGCUGGUUUUGAAUCCCGUGUUGAAAGAUGUGAUGGUGCCCUCUGAACAGUCGAAGCUUCUCCAUUGAGGCAACUGGGAGCAUCAUCCCACCAACUUUUAAAAUAUAAGAAUUUAGCUCUGUCAUCUCAAUUUUAGCUUUUUUUCCCAUUGUUUCCUCUUAAGGCAAGUUCCAUUUCCUUUGUUAAUUGAGAAAGGAAGUGGAACUUGCCUUAACCCCUACCUUUUGUCAAGAUUGCCAAUCAUAAAAAAAAAUGCAUUAGACCAAGUAGUCCCUCUUCUUUUUUAAAGAUAAAUAGAUCAAAAAUAAAAAAAGAAGAAAAGAUUCUGAAAGAGGAAGAGAAAAGGUAACAAUAGGAGAAAGGUAAGUUUGAGGUGACAGAGCCCAUUUAACGGUGUGUUAGACAGAUACUUGUUGUUUGAGUCUGUUUAAUGCAGUUACUAUGCUGCUUCUAUUUAAAGGAUUAAUCUUUGUAACCCUCCUCCUACUUCCUAUUGACUCUGAAAAGCAAGACAGAGCUUGGGUUUUUGGGGAAAUCUCCCAUUCCUCUGUUUAUUACAUGCAUAAUUAAGCUUGGUCUGUUUUUGUUAGCCCUGCCCAGUCCCUAGGCACCUAGUGUCUAAUUGUUCAUGCCCCAAAAGGCAGACAUGUAAACUGGCCUGUCGUUUUUGGCAGAAACCAAGGGGGGAAGUGCCAGCAGCCCUCCUCUUUCCCUGCUUCCCUGUGGUGGUCAUGGUAAAGACCUAAAUGCACCUGACUCUCCGACUGUUUUGAGU